This is a messenger RNA of Loa loa (African eye worm), 357 nucleotides long. RefSeq lists its product as hypothetical. The transcript is spliced from 6 exons. The record is from RefSeq and is a predicted model, not a curated record. Bases 1 to 357 code for a protein of 118 amino acids. NCBI's taxonomy places the organism in Eukaryota, Metazoa, Nematoda, Chromadorea, Rhabditida, Onchocercidae.
AUGAAGAAAAAAAAUGAAAUAACGCAACUUAUUGAAGUAUUAGGAGCGAAGCGGAAAAUGCUGAUAAUAAUCUUUUUGGGUACUUACUGGUCCAUCAAAGGAGCAUUUUUAUGCUUAACAAUUGCUCAUCUCUUUGAUGAGAAGCACUUGCCAGACAUCACAUGUUCUAUUAGAAAGCGUACUGAUGAGAUGUUGGUUGAAUUUGAACCAUUUGAAGACAAGAAAAAUGCUUGUGUGUGGUUAUCGCAAUUUCGCACAAUGUGUUCUUUUCCAGAAUCCUCAAUGAAAACGGUUAGGGACUAUAUGUUACCUUUUCUCGGACAUUUAUCUCGUAUAUCGAAUUUGCCAAAUGAAUAA